AUGUCGACCCCGAAGCCGUCUGCAAAGCCCAAAAAGCAGACCCCCGCUUCUGGCCAAAAGUCCAUCCUGGGCUUCUUCCAACGCAAAUCCGAUCCCGCCCCGAAGCCUUCCAUCGAGCCCAAGUCCUCGCCCACUCCGCUGCCCUCCGAAUCUGCCCGGAAGCCUUCGUCCGCCUUUUCCAAGCCGCAGUCCAAGAAGCUUCCGCCCAGCACAUUGACUCCCACUCCGAGCAGCGACCCCGUCGGCCCCUCGAGUCCCAUCCGCAGCGACUUUCCCGACACCGACAAGAACAAGGAAAAUGGUCUGCCGUCUCCUCGCUCCUCCCCCACCAUUGCCGCUGCUGAUGCAGAUCCAGAAGGCCUCGACACCCAGCAGACGAGCAGCCCGUCGCGCAAGGUCCGCCCUCCCACUCCAACCUGGCCUGCAGUCGCUCACCGUGCCCAGGCAAAGAAGCAGGUCAGCUACGUCGAGUCCGACGCCGACAGUGAUGACGACGACGACGUUUUCCAGCCCGUCUCUGUAAAUGGCACCAAUAAGCGCACCUUGAAGCGGAGGAAGGUCGCCGCUUUGGACGACUCUGAUGGUGAUGACUACGGCCCGGACCUGGUCGACGACGACGAUGAGGAUGUGGAUGAUUUCGUCGUUCCCGAUGACUCGGACGAAGAGCCUGUUUCGAAAAAGCGCAAGCGCCCCUCGGCUACGUCCUCUCGCAAAGCGUCCAAGCAGUCUUCGCCUCCCAUGCCCUCUUCGCCGCCCGCUGCCCAUGACGAUGUUGUCAUGGAGGGCAAUUCCUCCUCCACAGCCCAGCAGUGGCGCUUCGACCCGGACAAUAUCGAUUCCACUGGCGUGCGCCCGCCCCCCACCUUCGUCAAGAAGGCGGACGGAAAGAAGGAGAAGGCAUACAAGACAGAGCCCGAGAAGCGCUAUACUUGGCUGGCUCAGGUCCUUGAUGCGGACAGAAAUCCUCCCGGCCAUCCCGACUACGACCCGCGCACCCUCUACAUUCCGCCCAUGGCCUGGACCGCCUUCUCGCCCUUUGAGAAGCAAUACUGGGAGAUCAAGAGCAAGUUCUGGGAUACCAUUGUCUUCUUCAAGAAGGGUAAAUUCUACGAGCUGUACGAAAACGACGCCACCGUUGGCCAUCAGCUGUUUGAUCUCAAGCUCACCGACCGCGUCAACAUGCGCAUGGUCGGCGUUCCUGAGUCAUCGCUCGACAUGUGGGCCACGCAGUUCGUGGCAAAAGGUUACAAGAUCGCCAAGGUCGACCAGAUGGAGUCCGCUUUGGGCAAGGAGAUGCGUGAACGCGGUGGUCCCCCCAAGAAGGAGGAUAAGAUCAUUCGCCGCGAGCUUUCCUCUGUCCUCACGUCGGGCACCCUUGUCGAUGGUUCCAUGCUGCAGGACGACAUGUCCACCUACUGCGUGGCCAUAAAGGAGACUGACAGAGACAAUCACCCUGUCUUUGGCAUCGCCUUCGUCGACACUGCAACCGCCCAGUUCCAGCUCUGCGAGUUCGCUGAUGAUGUCGACAUGACCAAGUUUGAGACCUUCGUUGCCCAGACCAGGCCUGGCGAGCUCCUUCUCGAGAAGUCUUGCAUCUCGGCAAAGGCCCUUCGCAUCCUCAAGAACAAUACCAGCCCCACCACCAUCUGGAACUACUUGAAGCCAGGCAAGGAAUUCUGGUCUGCCGACAUCACCUCUCGCGAAGUGGAAUCCUGUGACUACUUCGUCUCGCCCGACCAGGACAACAUCGAAGCUUGGCCCCAGGUGCUGCGGGACGCAAAGGAGAAGCAUGAACUGGCCAUGUCUGCAUUCGGCGCGUUGUUGCAGUAUCUGAGGAUGCUCAAGAUUGAGCGGGACCUGGUCACCCUGGGCAAUUUCUCGUGGUACGACCCAAUCCGCAAGGCCACCAGCCUGGUCCUGGAUGGCCAGAGCCUGAUCAACCUGGAGAUAUUCGCCAACAGCUUUGACGGUGGUGCUGAAGGUACACUCUUCUCCAUGCUCAACCGUUGCGUCACUCCCUUCGGCAAACGUAUGCUCAAGCAGUGGGUUUGCCAUCCGCUUGCGGACGCUCGCAAGAUCAACCAGCGCCUCGACGCGGUUGACGCCUUGAAUGCCGACACGACCAUCAUGGACCGCUUCACCGCCUCGUUGAGCAAGCUUCCCGACCUCGAGCGGCUUUUGUCCAGGGUUCACGCCAGGAGAAUCAAGGCGCAGGACUUCGUCAAGGUCAUCGAAGGCUUCGAGCAAAUCGAGUAUACCAUGAGCCUGCUCAGCGAGUUUGGCGAAGGCGAGGGCGUUAUCGGGCAGCUCAUCUCCCAGACGCCUGAUCUCGCAGGCGCUCUGAAGCACUGGAGGGAUGCUUUCGACCGCAAGAAGGCCAAGGAAGAUGGCAUCCUUGUGCCAGAACCCGGCGUCGAGGAGGAUUUUGACCAGAGUCAGCAAGACAUGCAGGAAGUGCUCGACGAGCUCGAAAAGCUCUUGAAGCAGUACAGGCGAGAUCUCGGCUCCACGGCCAUUUGCUACAGGGACAACGGCAAGGAGAUCUACCAGCUCGAGGUUCCCAUCAAGAUCAAGUCGGUUCCCAAGAACUGGGACCAGAUGUCUGCUACUGCCAAGGUCAAGCGCUACUACUCUCCAGAGCUCCGCAAGCUGGUACGCAAACUGCAGGAGGCGCAGGAAACACACGGGCAGAUUGUCAAGGAGGUUGCCGGAAGGUUCCAUGCCAGAUUUGACGAAAACUACGCAGUAUGGCUUGCAGCGGUCAAGAUCAUCGCCCAACUCGACUGUCUCAUCAGCUUGGCCAAAGCAUCCGCCUCGCUGGGCGAGCCGAGUUGUCGACCCAAGUUCGUGGACAGCGAGCGGUCUGUUCUCGAGUUCGAGGAGCUCCGUCACCCCUGCAUGCUGACCAACGUGACCGACUUCAUUCCGAACGAUAUCAAGCUUGGAGGCCAGUCCCAGAACAUUGACCUUCUUACCGGUGCCAACGCAGCCGGCAAAUCGACCGUCCUGCGCAUGACAUGUAUCGCCGUCAUUCUCGCCCAAGUCGGAGUGUACCUGCCGUGCACUUCGGCGACGCUCACGCCCGUCGACCGCAUCAUGUCGCGGCUCGGGGCCCAAGACAACAUCUUCGCGGCGCAGUCGACCUUCUUCGUCGAGCUGUCGGAAACGAAGAAGAUCCUGUCCGAGGCGACGCCGCGGUCGCUCGUGAUCCUCGACGAGCUCGGCCGCGGCACGUCGUCGUACGACGGCGUGGCCGUGGCGCAGGCGGUGCUGCACCACGUCGCGACGCACGUCGGCUGCCUCGGCUUCUUCGCCACGCACUACCACUCGCUCGCGACCGAGUUUGCAGAACACCCCGAGAUCGCGGCGAAGCGCAUGGCCAUCGACGUCGACGACGAGGAGCGGCGCGUCACUUUCCUGUACCGGUUGGAAGAGGGCGUGGCCGAGGGGUCGUUCGGCAUGCACUGCGCGGCCAUGUGUGGGAUCAAUCCGCGCGUCAUUGAGCGGGCCGAGGUGGCGGCACGGGAGUGGGAGCAUACGAGCAGGCUGAAGGAGAGUCUGGAGAAGGCGCGUGAGGCGUGCUAUGUGCCGCUGGGGCUGCAGAGCGACGUUGCGUGGCUGUUGAGGGAGCAGGGUGCUGGAGACGAAGGCGAAGGCGGUGUUGAGGAGCGGGGAUUGAAUGUGUUGAUGAGGGCGAUUGAGACGCUCUGA
Messenger RNA from Diplodia corticola, 3711 nucleotides. RefSeq names its product dna mismatch repair protein msh6. Bases 1 to 3711 code for a protein of 1236 amino acids. The transcript is spliced from 3 exons. The record is from RefSeq and is a predicted model, not a curated record. Gene Ontology annotation, biological process: mismatch repair. Gene Ontology annotation, cellular component: nucleus; MutSalpha complex. Gene Ontology annotation, molecular function: ATP binding; mismatched DNA binding; ATP-dependent DNA damage sensor activity. Lineage: Eukaryota; Fungi; Ascomycota; Dothideomycetes; Botryosphaeriales; Botryosphaeriaceae.